AUGGAUCUUCGCGUCGACAACGUCGAGACGAGGCUCUGCCUGGACCAUCGCAGGAGGCCACCAGGUAAGUUCCCCCUCAGGUAAGUGCGCUUGCUUUGUUUCUUCCUUUUGUUUGUUGAAGUUCCGCGUCGUACGCUGCGCUUGCUGCCUGCCCUUUAUAUGCUAGUCUGUCUGUCAAUAGCUAACCGACACCCUCGAUGCCUGCUGCGAUUGUCUGUCCGUCAGUCUAUGCCACUCUCUAUUAAUAGCUAGGUGUUACGGUGCUUGACUUUGUGUGGUGCCCUCACUUUGUCUCUGACCGGUGACUGUGUCCGCUUGUCCACUCUAGUUCUAAGUCCCAUAGCGUUAGGUAGUGUGUAUGCUCUCUCCUACUCACUCCAUCACAUCACCUCACCGCCAAGGUCCCAGGCUAAUUCGGGUCGUUCUCUCACUAACAAAAAGUCGUGGCCCAUAGUGGAGUCCGGCAGCCGUCUGGGAUAACCGGGCAGCCCUGUUCAGGGAUGCGUUGCCUGCCCCCGCGAGGGGGAGGGGGCUAGAAAAGGUGCCCUAAAGAUCGCUGGGAACCACGCUGUCUGUAGGCUGGCCGUGGCCGCAGACAAAAAACACACGGUCGAAACAGCCAAAACCGAAACAACAACAACAACAAUCACUCUCUUCCUCUUCCAGCCUAUUAUUCUUCUUCUCCUACUCCUACUUUUCGCCGCCGCAGUCGCCAGACUGGCAGGGUGAGCCCGCUCACUCUGGCAGCCUGGAAUGUUCGUUCCCUUUUAGACAAUCCGAGGAGCAACCGACCGGAACGGAGGACGGCGCUAGUGGCACGAGAAAUGGCGCGCUACAAGGUGGACAUCGCCGCACUCAGCGAGACCCGAUUCUCCGAACAAGGCCAACUGGAGGAGGUGGGUGCCGGUUACACCUUCUUCUGGAGUGGUCGACCCAGGACAGAGCGACGAGACGCGGGUGUCGCCUUCGCCAUCCGGACUGACAUCGUGGGACGACUGCCCUGUCUACCGCAGGGAAUCAACGAUCGCCUGAUGAGCCUCCGCCUGCCUCUCCGGCGAGGAGGCAAAUUCGCCACCAUCAUCAGCGCCUACGCUCCGCCGAUGAGCAGCCCUGCCGCCGCCGCCGCAAGAGACAAAUUCUACGAGGACCUGCACGCCCUCUUGGCGACUGUGUCGAAGGCGGACAAGUUGAUUGUCCUUGGUGACUUCAAUGCCCGCGUCGGCACAGACCAUACUGCCUGGAGAGGAGUGCUGGGUCCCCACGGUCUCCACGGCUCCAACGACAACGGCCUGCUUCUCCUCCGCACCUGCGCAGAACACCGCCUCAUCCUGACGAACACGUUCUUUUGUCUGCCGGAGCGAGAGAAAGCCACCUGGAGGCAUCCUCGGUCGCGUCAGUGGCACCUGCUGGACUAUGUCCUCGUCCGGAGGCGAGAUCAGCGGGACGUGCUGGUGACGAAGACGAUCGCGGGUGCUGAAGGGUGGACCGACCAUCGCCUCGUCAUCUCGAAGAUGCGUAUUCGCCUACAGCCUCGCAGGAGACCGCAAGGUAAGCGACCCCCAGGUAAGCUGAAUGUUACUUUGUUGUCUUUGCCUGCUCACAGUCUCCAUUUCAGCAAUGAGCUAGCUCAACGGCUAGACAACCUUCCUAUCGCUGCCGCCGCCGACGACGCCGCCGCCGCUGCCGAGAACGCCUCCGUGGAGAACCGCUGGUGUCUACUGCGAGGCACGGUCCAGUCGACGGCGGUCGCCGUCCUCGGUCGCGCUCCCCGCCAACACCAGGACUGGUUCGACGACAACGACGCCGCCAUCAGAAAUCUGCUUGCUGAGAAGAACCGCCUACACAAAGCCUACGUAGAUCACCCCACUGAGGACAACAAAGCUGCCUUCUACCGCAGUCGCCGACAGCUUCAGCAACGACUGCGCGAGAUCAGUCAGUCAGUCAGUCAGUGUAUUUGA
Molecule: messenger RNA, 1958 nt
Organism: Spirometra erinaceieuropaei
Lineage: Eukaryota; Metazoa; Platyhelminthes; Cestoda; Diphyllobothriidea; Diphyllobothriidae
Source: the annotation of a GenBank genome assembly